Molecule: messenger RNA, 672 nt
Organism: Aaosphaeria arxii CBS 175.79
Lineage: Eukaryota; Fungi; Ascomycota; Dothideomycetes; Pleosporales
Exons: 2
Source: RefSeq, a predicted model, not a curated record
UGGACAGACGCCCCACAGGUCCGGGGCACUUUUGAUCUGCUUUUAUCGUGUAUCACGACAUUGUCUCUUUGCGCGUGGACGGCAUACCACCCAAACGUCUAUUACACAUCCUCUGGGUGGCGACGACUCGGACACAGAGCACUCUGGAUGGCAAUUGCAGUUUUCUUACCAGAGGUCGUUCUAUACUGUGCGUGGGAACAGUGGUGGGCUGCAAGAAAGCUCAGAAACGCGAUCGAUACGACUGGGGCUUCUGCAUUUGAUGGCAACGGUAGAUGGACAUGGACCACAGAACAAGCAUUUUUUGCACUGACGGGCGGCUUUGCGAUACCAGCACCAAGUCGUCUGGAAAGCGCAACUGCUUUGGAGAACAAGUCUGCAGCACCCACCCAUCUCACUUUAACGCCAUCGGGAAUAUUAUUCCUCGCACAGCUCGGGCUACUACCGAAUACAACCCCGGAAACAGUCUCUGACAAAUCGAAGGCAGAUCUAAUAGCGAAAUUAGUUGUGUGUAUACAGGCCGGUUGGUUUCUACUUCAAUGUCUUGCACGGACAGUGAAAGGCCUCCCUCUCAGUCUCUUGGAGAUCCAUGUCCUGACACACGUCUUGUGUGCAUUUGCAAUGUACCUACUUUGGAUUGACAAGCCAUACGACGUGGGAAGUCCAAUCAUGAUU